Molecule: messenger RNA, 746 nt
Organism: Clunio marinus
Lineage: Eukaryota; Metazoa; Arthropoda; Insecta; Diptera; Chironomidae
Source: the annotation of a GenBank genome assembly
AGUUUUAAUAUUUUUGGAGAGUUUAAAAACGUGUCUUAAAAAUUUAAAGCAAAGAAAAUUUAAAAAUGAGUUCAAACAAAAAGAAACACACGAUUGAGAGUGAAAAUAUGCAAGAUUCUGAUGAAGAUUUCAGUGGAGAUGAAGAUUCUAAUGAGGAUGAGCAAGUAUCAGCUGGAAAUGAGGAAAUUCAAGUUGAAUUUGAGGGACGCAAUCCGAUAGAUAGUGACAGUGAUGGAAUCAAAUUGUUGCUUCGUCAGCUCUUCCUUAAAGCUCACAUCAAUUUAACUGACUUUACAAAUAUAAUCAUUUCACAAAAUUAUAUCGGAUCAGUAAUAAAGCAAAGCUGGGAUGAAGAGAUGGAUGAUGAUGAUGAUGACGAUAAUGACGACGACUCAAAUGUUGUCUUCGGUGUUACAACAGUCUUGAAUAUGUCAAGUCGCAAAGAUUCUGAAAGUAUUCAACAAUUGAAAUCACUUAUUCUCGAACGUGCUGAAAAAUAUUCAACAGAUGCAACAUUGAAACUUCUUCGCGACAUUCUCACAAAUGAUGCUCAAGAAGAGCUUUUCGUGCAAGAGUCACUUGCAAGCUUUGAAUAUUCGGUGCAAUCAGAAGCCGACACUGGACUGUCCGGAAAAUGGCGUGAAGAUGAUGAAGAAUUAACACCUUUCAGGAAAGUGAUUGUCAUUGACGGUCAAAAAUUACCAUCAAUUGUUGAGUCAAUCAAUGGAUUUAUUCACGGUUCUUAA